AUGAACGUUCGGCCCUCAGCUCUGGUGUCUUCGCAGCUCGUGCGGCUGCUCGACAUCGACGACGGCACGCUGACCGUCGACCAGGAGGCCGGGAUAACGCUUUGCCUCGCGCUGGGGCCGCAGACUGUGCUGGCCGCGCUGUCGUAUCUUGAAAACGGCAACUGCGAGAUUCGCCGGUUCCGGAGCGAGACACUGGUCGUCAUCACAUGCAAUGCGCGGUACUUGGUCGAUCUUGAACGCCGGUUUUGCUGCUGUCGGGAAAAACUCGAGCAGGAUUUGGCCCAGCGUGAGAGCUGGUGCAGCCAUCUAGUCUGUGGCGAGCUGGCCAAAAUACACAGAGACAAGCUAGUGGCGCAGAAUCUGGUGGCGGAAAGGGACGUGGCGGAUCUGGGCGAGUGGGCCCAGCUACAUGUAGAGAGCGUGGUGAGCCUGGCCAAGGGCGCACCGUAG
Ogataea polymorpha is the source of this 450-nucleotide messenger RNA. RefSeq lists its product as uncharacterized. The record is from RefSeq and is a predicted model, not a curated record. The coding region runs from base 1 to 450 and encodes 149 amino acids. Lineage: Eukaryota; Fungi; Ascomycota; Pichiomycetes; Pichiales; Pichiaceae. The transcript has a single exon.